This is a messenger RNA of Helicoverpa zea (corn earworm), 7028 nucleotides long. RefSeq names its product fatty acid synthase-like. The coding region runs from base 1 to 6984 and encodes 2327 amino acids. Gene Ontology annotation, molecular function: fatty acid synthase activity; oxidoreductase activity; 3-oxoacyl-[acyl-carrier-protein] synthase activity. The record is from RefSeq and is a predicted model, not a curated record. NCBI's taxonomy places the organism in Eukaryota, Metazoa, Arthropoda, Insecta, Lepidoptera, Noctuidae. Gene Ontology annotation, biological process: fatty acid biosynthetic process. The transcript is spliced from 40 exons.
AUGGCUCCUUCUGAAAAGAUUGAGGGUCAGGAUGAUAAACAGGUUCCAAGACCUUUAUCUGGUAAAGAAGUGGUGAUCAGUGGUAUAUCAGGAGUAUUUCCAAAUUCGGAUACUGUUUUGGAUUUUAUGAACAAUCUUUAUAAUAAUGUUGAUAUGGUUACAAGUGAAGAUCCAAAGUGGAAUGUCAAUGACCCAGAUGUGCCGAAACAUUUUGGAAAAAUAAAAGGAACUGAUAAAUUCGAUGCUCAGUUUUUUGGAGUGACGUUUCAACUUGCUUGUGCUUUAGAGCCUAUGGGAAGAAAGCUGUUGGAACAUGCCUAUGGAGCCAUUUUUGAUUCAGGUACAAGUCCCCAAUCACUGAGAGGCAAACGAGUGGGGGUAUUCAUUGGUUCAUCUUUCGCUGAAAACAGUGCCUUGACUAUGUAUGAUUUAACAAAACGCAGCGAUUUUGUUGUCAAUGGAGGCAGCAAAGCCAUGCUGGCCAACCGCAUAUCCUACUGGAUAGAUGGCAAAGGCCCAUCCUACUGCUUGGACUAUGCCUGUUCAAGUUCCACCGCAUGCUUGGAAAUAGCUUACAAAUCCAUGAAAUCUGGAGAAUGCGAUGCAGCUAUCGUCGGUGGAUGUAACUUAGGAGUCCAUCCGACUUUGACUUUGAAUAUGAGAAGAGCUGGCCUCCUCUGUUUGGAUGGGAAAACAAAAUGCUUCGACAAGAACGCAGACGGUUAUGUGAGGGCCGAUGCUAUCAAUGUAAUAUUUUUGCAAAAAGCGGAGGAUGCACACAGAAUCUAUGCAGAAGUUUACCAUGCAAAAGGUAACUACAAUUUGAAGAGUGACGCCCAGUUCCUACCUUAUCGUGAAACAGAAGAUAUUGAGAAAUUCCUUUAUGAAUUCUAUGGGGAAACUGAUGUGGAUCCUAAAAAUGUGGAGUAUGUUGAAGCUCAUGGUGCAGCUAUUGCAGCAGCUGAUGAAAAUGAACUGACAGCCAUUGGAAAUGUUUUUGCUGCAAAAGAAGCGGUUAAAAUAGGGAGUGUCAAAUCUAAUAUGGGCAACAGCGAACCAGCGUCCGGAGUAUGUGCUGUUACUAAACUUUGCCUAGCUUACCACAAAGGCAAGUUACCGGCGAACCUUCACUAUUGUGAACCCCAAGAUCAGGUUGCUGCAGUAAAAGAUAGAAGAGUGCAAGUUGUGACAGAAAAUGCACCCUUUGACAGAGGGUUCACUGCCUUGAACAAUUUCUCCUUCAGUGGGGGCAAUUUCCAUGUUGUGCUGAAAGGGCAUUACAAGGAGAAGCAGCUACAAAAGUAUAGAAGCCAAAUACCUCACUUAGUACUAGCGUCAGGCAGGGAGGAAUCCUGUGUGCAAACUAUUUGGGACAUCAUGAAGAGUCACCCUGUAGAUCCAGAGGAGAUUGCUUUAUUGCACAAAGUGUAUGAGCACGACAUCCCUGGACACACUGGACGUGGUUAUACUAUUCUUGAAACAAAUGAAAAGCAAGAAACCAUCAGCUUAUCACAGAGUGUAGACUAUUACCCGGGAGUGAAACGUCCACUCUGGUUCGUGUACAGCGGUAUGGGGUCCCAAUGGGCCGGCAUGGGAGCUGAUCUGAUGAGGAUACCAACCUUUGCUGCUGCUAUUCACAAAUGUCACAAAGUAUUGGAGCCAAAAGGCCUAGAUCUCAUAAGGAUUGUGACUGAACUCGACAAUGCCAUAUUCGAAAAUAUCCUCAACGCGUUCGUAGGCAUUGGAGCAGUACAAAUUGGUUUGACUGAUGUCAUUAAAGAGAUGGGUAUUGUUCCUGAUUAUAUUAUCGGUCACAGUUUAGGAGAGAUGGCGUGUGCCUACCAUGACAAUACUUUCACGGCUGAAGAGUUGAUACUGUCCACGUACAGCCGAGGAAAGGUCUGCUUGGAAACUGAGCUGAUAAAGGGAUCCAUGGCUGCCGUAGGCGUGGGAUAUCAGGCGAUUGUAAACCAAUGCCCCCCAGAAAUAGACAUAGCCUGUCACAAUAGCUUCGAGUCCUCCACGAUAUCAGGUCCGGCUGACAAAAUGAAAGAGUUUGUAGGAGAACUGACGAAACGUGGUAUAUUUGCUAAAGAAGUACCCUGUGCUAACAUAGCUUACCAUUCGAGGUAUAUAGCGCACUGUGGACCUGAAUUACUGAGACGUUUACGAGAAGUGAUAAAAACCCCUAAGAAAAGGAGUAGCAAAUGGAUAUCUACUUCAGUCCCCCAAGAUAAGUGGGGUGAACCUAAUGCGCUGUACUCGUCUGCUGAAUAUCAUACUAACAAUUUAUUGAAACCAGUCCUCUUCGAAGAAAUGUCAAAAAUGAUACCAGAAAACGCGGUGGUGGUGGAAAUAGCUCCUCACGGGCUGUUACAGGCUAUCCUGAAGAGAUCACAUAAAGAAUGCACGCACAUACCCCUCACGCGACGCGGUAACACUAACGGCGUGAAGUUUCUCUUAGAGGCUGUUGGGAAACUAUAUGAAGCCGGUUUUAGUCCAAAGGUUGAUGUCCUGUACCCAAAGGUAGAAUUCCCUGUUUCAACUGAAACACCUCUUUUGUCUCAUUUCGUGCAAUGGGAACAUAGUGAAGACUGGCCACAGCUAUCUUUCCUAGAAAAGGAUGAACUGCGAACAGCGAUGGAGCGGAACAUACCAAUAUCUAUACAAGACGAUGAUUACAGGUUCCUAGAAGGACAUGUGAGAGACGGCAUCAAGGUGCUUCCAGAAGCAGCAAUUCUAGUCCUUGUUUGGGAAACACUGUCUAUGCACAUAGGUGUAAAUUACAAGGACCAAUCCGUAGUCUUUCGAGAUAUACAAUUUCAUAGUGAUGUAAAGAUCUACUCUGAAAACCCACUCAAACUCUCUAUAUCUAUAAACAGGGGUAGCAACAAAUUCGAGGUCAAUCAAAACGAUACAAGAAUUGCAAGUGGUAUUGUGAGCAGUGUGAAAGUUGUGAAAUUCUUCAAAGACUCGAAAGACCCUGAGAGUGAUGAAGAAGAAAUCAUUUUGGAUCAUGAUGAUGUUUACAAGAUUUUGCAAUCUCGGGGAUAUUCGUACAACGGAAAAUUCAAAUCCAUACAGUCAUCAGUUCUCGACAGAAAAAAGGCUGUCAUCCAAUGGAACAACGACUGGGUGACAUUUUUGGAUGCCCUGAUACAGCUCUCCACACUAUCCAGGAGUCACCAAGGAAUCUCAACUCCUAAGUUUAUAAGGAAAUUGAGAAUCAGUGUAAUUGAACAUCAGAAGGCAAAUUCCUUUGUUGUGAAUGGUGUCAAUUGUUUUGAAGCACAGUGUAAUGAGAUCCAAGGAACUAUAAGAUGUGCUGGUGCUGAACUAAGCAAUAUUACAUUUAUUGAUAAACCUGUGAUAGAACAAGGGCCUGGUAAUUUGUUAACAAGGACUUUUUAUCCAUACUACGCUAUGGAUAAGGUUGAUUUAAAAACUGCUCUGCAAAUAGUUCUUCAAAUAAUAGCUGACAAUACCACACUGAGAAGAAUUAAAGCUACCCAAAUUGUGACGUCUAACACAAAUAUAAAUUGUAUUAUCAAAGAGAUAUCGGGCUCUAUACCUAACGUUGUUAUAGACGUAGCUUCAAUUAUAAAUGCCAAUAUUGAUUUUGAUACUUUUGUAGUACAAAAUUCCGAUGCCGGGAAAGCUAAUGUUUUUAUUGUCGAAGAUUUAUUGGGAGAUGAGAAGAAAUUGGAGUCUCUACGAAACAUUUCAAAAGACAGCUUUAUUUUAACCCUAGAAUCUGGGGUACCAAAGCUCCAAGGACUUUCAAACAAGUAUUUUACCAUCGUGAGUUCCAUGUCAGAUGGGAAGCAAAUAUUAAUAUUAUUGAAAAGGCAAAAUCAGAAGGAAGUUACUUAUGUGCCUGUAAAUUGUGAUAAUAAAUUGGAUUGGGUCCCGCGUGUGUAUUCCGAACUGGAGAGAACUAAAAGGGUUGUGUUGGUGUCUGAAAGGCAGCCGUACUGUGGUGCAUUAGGUUUCGUCAAGCAAUUACGAAGAAGUGGAGUCGACAAUAUAGGCUUACUAGUCAUCGACGAUUUCCAUGCACCUCCGUUCAAUCCCAAUACAGCUUUAUAUAAAAACCAACUGGAUAAGAAUCUUGCAAUCAACAUUUUUAGAAAGGGCCAAUGGGGAGCAUAUUACUACACUGCAGCUACAAACUCAACUAACAUCAGAAACGUGACUCUCACUAGUCCUGAUGGAGACUUAGAUAAUCUGAAGUGGACUGAGGCACCUCCUACAAAUGCUGGAAAUAAUUUGGUUCAGGUAUCAUACGCUGGCAUAUCGUUAAAAGAUGUACAAAAGGCAGUCAGUAAUAACAGAGAAGAUAAACAAUGUUUCGGGAUGGACUUCAGUGGAAUCGAUGGAGAUGGUGACCGAGUAAUGGGCUUAGUACCUGGUGGUGCAUUGAGCAGUACUAUUGAAGCAGACUCGACGUUGCUGUGGCCGGUACCAGAUCACUGGACUUUGCAAGACGCUGCGACCGUACCACUGCCAUUCGCUAUUGCUUAUUAUUGCUUGGUUUUAAAGGGGAAUCUAUCAAAACAUCGAACGGUUUUCGUAACGGGCGGAGCUGGGGCAUUAGGACAAGCUGUAAUAGCAAUAUGCUUGUCUAUGCAAUGUACUGUGUUUACAACUGUCAGUAGUGUGCAAAAGAAAAACUUGCUACUUCGAUUGUUUCCUAAACUUGACGAGAACAAUAUCGGCUAUUCUCGCGACGAUUCGUUCUUGACGAUGAUAAAAUAUAAUGCAAAAAAUAAAACAUGUGAUUUAGUCAUAAAUUGUACUAGUGGAUAUCUGCGAGAGGCUGCGAUGAAGUGUGUCGGAUUUCUCGGCUGCUUUUUAGAUCUAAGUUCAUAUGAUAUGAAUGAAAAUAGAGAUAUUGGUAUGUCGUUCCUAGAGAGGGAUAGAUCUUAUAUGGCUGUAGACUUUUCUAAUAUAUUUAGACCGAAGAACUCGAAUGAUAAAAAGAUUCUUCAACGAUUAAUAACGGAAGGUAUAGCAAAAGGCAUUGUGAGACCAAUCACUAGGGUAGAAUAUCUACCAAAUGAUAUUUCAAGAGCAUUCAGGUUAAUUUCAUCUAGUAAACACGUGGGCAAAGUUUUGAUAAGAAUGAGGAGUCCCGAAAUCAUGAAGCAAGGAUUUGAUGUGGAACCAAAAAUGAACUACAGUCCCACCGGAGUCUACAUCGUGGUAUGCGAUGAAGGUGGUAUAGGAAUCGAACUGGCUGACAGACUGGUCAAGAAUGGAGCCAGAAAAAUUGUAUUGCAUUCAAGACUUAAAGUUAUUGGAUAUUGGCACACGAAGUUUUUAUCUUGGAACAAAUACGGAGUAACAAUAAGAAUAUCGACAGAAAACCUGCAAACACAACAAGGCUGCACCAAACUACUGAAAGAAGCUUCCAGAAUUGGUUCCAUAAAAGGAAUCUUCAUAGCCCCUGAAGCUGAAGACAAAAACCAUGAGAAUCCACAAGAUUUCGUUCAAACGUUCAAUAAAACCGCCACUGCAGUUAUAAAUCUUGACGUGACGUCUAAAAACUAUUGUAAUGAGUUGAGCCACUUCGUUAUUCUGAAACCAUAUUCACAAAGUGCCAGCCUCGAGUUUUCCCUUUCAGUAUUAGAAAAGCUAUGCCAAGGAAGGACAGAAACUGGCUUCCCAGCACUUUUUGUUCAAACUAAUGUAUUGAACGAGGCAAAAACAUUGAAUCCACGAAAAUUGACAGCUUUAUUCAAUACAAUGGAAAAUGGAUUGAAAUUAAAACACACAAAUGUGAUGUCGAGUGAUUUUAGUACGGAAGUUAAUGAUUACUGCACUAAAUUAGCUAAAAUAUUUGGUGCAGAAAAAAUUGAAGUUAUCGAUUCUGAUAAGAUUGUCAACAAUUUGAAACUGAACGAAGUGAAUUUACUAGAAUUACAAGCUCUCGUCAGAAACAGAUAUAAAAUGGACUAUCCAGUCGAAAAGCUGCAGCAACUCUCAAUAGAAAGCCUCAAAAACAUUGGAAAUACCGCAACAGAGAAACCAAAAAGCAGUACCGGUUUAGGGGCAUUUUACACUCACAUUGAUGACGAAGAAGAACAUUUAGAAACAUCACAUCCUAUUGUACCAAUGGUUACCUUGCUUAAUAAUGGAACACAGAGUGACCUUGACCCUACAGAAACUUACUUGACAAUGAUACCAGGGUUUGAAGGUCGUCACCAGAUCUUCAGUUCCGUGGCUGAGAGACUCAAAGUACAGGCCGUGGCUGUUCAGCUAGCCCCAGAUAUAGAAGGCAAUAGUAUUCCAGAAAUUGCUGCUACUGUUCGGAAGUUCAUGAAAACUAAAUUCGAGAGCAAAACCAAGUUCUAUCUGCUGGGGUAUUCCUUUGGGGUGAAUAUAGCUUUGGAGGUGGCUGCAAUAUUGGAGAAAGAAGGUUACACUGGCGUUGUAUAUUGUUUGGACAGCAGUCCCGAUGUAUUAAAAAUACAACUUGGGUCUGAUUUGGGCGAGUUGACAGAUUCCGAGUUACAAAAUGUUGUGUUGAAACAUUUGUACUUUUUAAUGGCUGGAGGUGUAUCAGAUGAGUUGAAUCAAUAUUUGGAUCAGGCACAAGAUUGGGAGACCAAGGUUCAAGCUUCCAUGCACGUAUUAAGGGGAUGUGGGAACUUUUCCAAUCAGUAUAAGUGGUCGAUAUUGGAAUCUGCGUACCGAAGGAUCACAUUUGCAAGAAACUAUGAACCUAAUUUGAAGUUGAAUUCGGAAAUAGUUCUGAUAAAAGGUUUGUCAGAUAUAGAAGAAAGUUUACCUGAGGAUUAUAACUUAUCCAAAUAUUCAACAAAACCUGUAAAAGUCUUUCAUAUCGAAUCAGACCACGUAACAGCACUUUACGAUAGUAGAGUAUCAAACAUAGUGAAUAAAAUGCUUGAUCCUAAAUUACUGGAAGAAAUCAAGAAGAAAAACCUUUGUGAAACGUAUACUAUUAAGUCUAAGCAGUAAGUUAAUUUUAAGAUGCGGCCAUUAAAAUAUAUUUUAAGUACUUA